AUGGCCUCCUCGACUACCAAUUCACGUCGGAGCGCUUCACCACCUCGUACCAGGAUAUAUCACGCCUGUCAGAGCUGUGCGACAUCAAAGGUGAAGUGCGAUGGACUGAGAGCAGAAGGAUGCGCAAGAUGUAGGAGGAGGAAGACGACCUGUUCGCUGGCAGGUCUACCUGGGAUAGAAGAGAUUGGAACAAGGAGGAGAUCAGCGGAAGAUAUCCAGCAUAGAGGGAGGAGAGACGAAUCUCAUCUUCGUCAACCUCUACCUGAUGCUUUCCUAGACCUCCCUACCACGCAAUACCUCGCCUCCGCUUCCCCUGCUCCUACUCGCGAAAUAGACGAGAUGAGACAGCGAAUCCACACGCUCGAAUCAGCUUAUACUGGACUAUUAACUUCUUUACCGACCACCACACCCCGAUCAAAUUCUUCCAGCGAGAUCACCUACAAUCUACCUGUGCCGCUUAUCACCCCACCAGUCACCAAUGUGAACCUUAAUCCUCAACUAUUUUCGGCUAAUCCUACUCCACCCCUUGCCUCAGCACUGUCCGAGGGUAUCUUCAUCCCAUAUAGAAUGUUAGAUAUAGCUGGAUUUCAGAAAUCGUAUACUAUGGAUCCUUCCACCUUGAUCUUUGACGAAAGAACAAGGUGUGCUGUAGAUCCAGAAGGUUAUCCAAAUAUGAUCACCAGAGGUCAUGUCACUCGUUCUCAUGUGGAGAGCAAUUUCCAACUCUUCAAGCACCGUUUCUCCCUCAUCGUUCCUAUGAUCCCAUUCCUGCUCUCCACUCGAUCCAUCCCGUCUCAUCCAUUCAUUGUCCUUGCCGCUCUCGCCUACCUACAGGAUCCCUUGCCAGCCGCAGCAGUAGGUAUGAUCGAAGAAUCAAUCUUAUAUGCCAUAUCGGGUGCGGCAUGUGUUGAAGCUAUACUUGCGUUGUACAUUCUCACUUUCGCACCGUGUAGAUCUGGGUUUGAGAGUAAAGCUGAAGUCGCUAUGGGUGAAGAUGGACAUCCGGAAGAUCUAGUGGAAUCGUGGUCUUCAGACAAACUGGAAGAACUGACUUUGUGGGAAGCGGUGAAGAACAGGUACUGUAUUCUUCAGAUGGAAAGUUCGCGGUGUAAGGCUUUACCCACCCUGUAUUCACAUCGAUUCCCCAAACACCCAUCGGAUCACAUCAACCAGUGUAUCUCCCAUCUUAAAAUAGAAGCAAACAUAAUAGAAGGAUGUCGAGAAUUAGUUAAGACAAUUGGGAGGAUAGAGGUUGUAGUCAGAUAUAGCUGGCCGGAGAUUGCUGUUCUCAUGGCGUUGUGGAUCGAAACAAAGAGUCAUUUGGACAGUACAGAGGGCUCUUUGGACGACGAUCAAUGGCUCUUACGUUGUACGGUCGCCUGUCUGACCUAUUCACUAGGCUUUCGACUCGGCUUCGCCUUUUUCAAACCACCCAGUCCCAUUUCUGUCACACAAGUGGAACAAGCCGAAGCAUUGACUGCGCUUUCAUUAAUCCCUCCUUCAAAACACCUAGUCGAGGAAGUUGUCCCUUUCUUAACGUCGAAAAAUAACAUCAGCAAUAAUCAGGAUGGAAAGAUUUCCCAUCUGCCUGCAUUCUUGUUAACGACGAUAACGAUUUGUCUCGCAACUUCAAGGAGAGUAACGAUCUUGACUAAAUUCAGUGUUCCUGAACCUUUGUUCGAGGAAGAUCUAUUGUUGAAACUGAGAAUUUCGUAG
Kwoniella mangroviensis CBS 8507 is the source of this 1716-nucleotide messenger RNA. RefSeq lists its product as uncharacterized. The transcript is spliced from 6 exons. The record is from RefSeq and is a predicted model, not a curated record. Gene Ontology annotation, biological process: regulation of DNA-templated transcription. Lineage: Eukaryota; Fungi; Basidiomycota; Tremellomycetes; Tremellales; Cryptococcaceae. Bases 1 to 1716 code for a protein of 571 amino acids. Gene Ontology annotation, molecular function: DNA-binding transcription factor activity, RNA polymerase II-specific; zinc ion binding.